Messenger RNA from Momordica charantia (bitter melon), 1273 nucleotides. The record is from RefSeq and is a predicted model, not a curated record. NCBI's taxonomy places the organism in Eukaryota, Viridiplantae, Streptophyta, Magnoliopsida, Cucurbitales, Cucurbitaceae.
CCCAACCCUAACUUUUUUAAACCCCCUGACCUGAUUUCUUGAAAUACAUAUAUCUCAAAAUUUUAGGAUUUUAAUAUACGCAAGUUGGCGGAGGAGUUAGAAAAAAGGCAUUAUUAAGUUAAAUUAAAUAAUCUCCAAAAUUUCCUUUUCUCGAUCUUCGUUCGUCAGCGGAACAUGAAGUCUUCUUCUUCUUCUUCCUCUUUCUUCUAUGGAGGAUGGAUCUCUCUGAAGCUCCAAAAAUGGCGGAAGAUCCAAAUUCCGAUCCAUCCAAACACCGGCCAAAUCAAUAUACAUCCUCCAAAUCUUCAAUUGCAGCCAGAGCCAACAACUACAAAUUCCUCUCCGUCGUCACGCAACCUUUCCGGUGGCUGAAAUUGCUCUCAUCGGAGCUAAAUCCGAGCUUCAUUUUCGGCGUAAUCCUCGUCUACGGUCUCAACCAUGGCUUCUCCGGCUCCUAUUUCAAAGUCGUCUCCGAUUACUACUGGAAAGACGUUCAGAAACUCCAGCCGUCCGUCGUUCAGGUCUACAUCGGGAUUUACGCCAUCCCCUGGGUGAUGAAGCCGGUUUGGGGACUGCUCACGGACGUGUUUCCGGUGAGAGGGUACCUCCGGCGGCCGUAUUUCGUGCUGGCCGGCGUCGUUGGGACGGUGUCGGCGCUGGCACUGGCGGCGAAGGGCGGAUUAGGGGUUUUGGGGGCUCUAGGGUUUUUGAUUGGAGUUUCGGCGGCGAUGGCGAUUGCCGAUGUGACGAUUGACGCGUGCAUUGUGAGAAGUAGUAUUGAGGUGCGGUGGUUGGCGCAGGAUUUGCAGAGUCUUUGUGGCGCUUGCUCGUCGAUCGGUCAUUUGAUUGGGUACUCCAUUAGCGGCCUCUUUGUUCAUCUUCUCGGAGCUCAGGAAGCACUUGGAAUAUUGGCAAUUCCCCCCGCCAUGAUAAUCGUGUUGGGCUUCGUCAUAUACGAGACAAGAUCCACCACCACCGGAUCUUACGGGAAGGGAAAGGCAGAAUGUAUAAAGCAAGUGGGAGUAGCUGUAAAAGACACGUGUAAAGCCAUCAAAUACCCGCACGUGUGGAGGCCUGCUCUUUUCAUGUUCCUCGCGCUCUCUCUCAGUAUAAGUACUCACGAGGGCCAAUUCUAUUGGUACACGGACAAGAAAGCGGGCCCCGCAUUCUCUCAGGUCUUCGACAUGUCGUCACUCUACUGCAACUCUUAACUCAUCUCGAUUAAACGUCAUGUCGGAUUAUUUCUUUACGACCUUCUUCUUCUUCUUUCCAG